Messenger RNA from Alternaria atra, 249 nucleotides. RefSeq lists its product as uncharacterized. The transcript is spliced from 4 exons. The record is from RefSeq and is a predicted model, not a curated record. Bases 1 to 249 code for a protein of 82 amino acids. NCBI's taxonomy places the organism in Eukaryota, Fungi, Ascomycota, Dothideomycetes, Pleosporales, Pleosporaceae.
AUGUCCGCCAUCCGUGCCUUCGCGACCCGUCGCACUCCCUUUGUCUUCGUCCAGCGUGCGGCUUUCUCGCAAUUAAUAGCUCGCUCCUCUAGCAAGGAGUCCGCUCUCCACUCCGAGAACCGUGCCGAGGAGGUCGAGAAGAAGAAGCAGGACGAGAGCGCUCUCAAGGCGGAUCGUUCCGAGACCAGCAAGGACACCCAGCAGCAGAUCAAGGAGUUGCAGGAGGAGGCGAAGAAGGUCAACAAAUAA